AUGGCCCCAAAUUCGAAGCUCGCUUCAUUUGAACGGUGGUUUCCUCAUGGUAAUAUUGAGCGCCCCAUAACAAUCCCAUUCAGGAAAAUAUUGCAGCAUCAUCUUAAGGAGUCAACAGAUUCGAUCCAAUCACCUCCAUUUUCAAGGAGGAUCUUUCACCUUCAAAAGCAAAAAUUGCUAAACUCAAAGCAAAAGCUAAUUCAGAGAAAUCAGAAUCUUGACCCAGAAGAGGAAGUCACAUACAGAUUCCUCAUAUCUGCUAGAUCCAAAGUCUCACACCCUCCAAUUCCAGACGACUAUUUUGGAAUCACCGUGCAAUUCACUACUGUGACGAUGAAAGUAAGGGACUUAGUGGGAGAUGGAGGCUUUGGAAAGUUUGUUUGGGAGAUGAACAAGGAAAUCUUAUCAUGCACUGAAGAAAAGAUCAAGAGCGACUUUGAAGCCUGGGUACGAAAUCCAACAAUGCGUACCCAACGUGCCACAAUCGGGAAGUUCAUGACAACUGGCAGCUCCCCAAGAACCAACUUUUAUGAGAUCGAUUUCGGUUGGGGAAGACCAGUGGCGGUUCGCGGCGGCGGAGCCAAUGCGAAGCAGUGGAAGCUGGCGGUCGAUGCCGGAGCAGAAGAAGGUAGCUUUGAUGUUGAACUAUGCGCCUCUUACGAAAUACUGGAAGCUUUGGCUGGAGACCGUGAAUUCAUAGAAGCAGUGGAUUUGCCAUUGCCAGCGGAGCUAACGCCAUCCAGUAAAGUAGCACGGACUCGACUAUGA
Molecule: messenger RNA, 768 nt
Organism: Neltuma alba
Lineage: Eukaryota; Viridiplantae; Streptophyta; Magnoliopsida; Fabales; Fabaceae
Exons: 2
Coding region: 1-768 (255 amino acids)
Source: RefSeq, a predicted model, not a curated record